Molecule: messenger RNA, 900 nt
Organism: Danaus plexippus (monarch butterfly)
Lineage: Eukaryota; Metazoa; Arthropoda; Insecta; Lepidoptera; Nymphalidae
Gene: SoxB3
Product: sex-determining region Y protein-like
Exons: 1
Coding region: 150-818 (222 amino acids)
Biological process (GO): anatomical structure morphogenesis; cell differentiation; regulation of DNA-templated transcription
Molecular function (GO): RNA polymerase II cis-regulatory region sequence-specific DNA binding; DNA-binding transcription factor activity, RNA polymerase II-specific
Source: RefSeq, a predicted model, not a curated record
UCGCUGACUGGAGCUUAACGGAGCAGUCGUGACCAUUGAUAACACUCCCAUCAUUAUUACUUUGAUUAAUCGCUCCAAAGUGUUUAACGGUAGUUGGCAUUUCGUCUAAGUUUGAACGAGUUCAAUUCAAAUGAUAUAGUAUUUGUAACAUGUCUUAUCCGUUGGAAAAUUCACAAGCAAAGUCAGUGACGAAACUAUCGAGAAAUUCAAACCCGUAUCACAUAAAACGUCCCAUGAACGCGUUUAUGGUUUGGUCGAGGCUACAGCGGAAGAAGAUAUCCUCGUUGAACCCGAAACUUCAUAACUCCGAGAUAUCAAAACGGCUCGGUCUAGAAUGGAAGAGUCUAGACGACUCCGAGAAGAGACCGUUUAUAGAUGAAGCAAAGAGGUUGCGGCUGAAACACAUGCACGACUAUCCAGACUAUAAGUACAGACCGCGUCGGAAAAACAGGAUGGACACCUCAAUAUAUGGACCUACUUCUUUAUAUUCAUCUCGAGAGAGCUUCGUAGAAAUAGAACCGAGGGUCGAAGCCAGCUAUCCGAUACCAAUCAACUAUUCCGAUCCGCAGUACAUGUACAACAACGUUAUAAGUUACACGGUGCCUAUAAAUCAGGCUCCUUUCGUUUCCCCCAUUAGACCCAAAGAGGAGACCUUGCCGAGUUUAGACUUGAGGCCUCUGCCGUCGAUCGAGAGCAUUUCACCGAGGCCGUUCGCUGUCGUGAACCAGCAGAUGAUGGUGAAGUCUUACCCCAACCUGCACUACGUCCCUGAAGACGUCGCGAGGAUAUCGUAUCAUUACCCCUUCAGUGUGCAGUAGGAUUCAUAGGAAAUAUUCAUGACAUAUGCCAAACGUAGUUCUUAGGAAUCAUAAUGCAUAACAUUAAAGGAAUAAUACAUAA